AUGCUUCUUAUACCUUUCGCUCUUAUGUUCUCACUGGCUUCUCCUGUUCCAGGCUACACAGUCAGUACUCUGGAGGCUCGGGCUCUCAACCCUCAAUGCGCUCCUGGUGGAAAUUUCGACUUUUCCACCUGGGAACUCCAGCUCCCUAUUGGGAAUCCGGGCAGCCCAACAACGAUUUCCAGCUCAGGCCUCGAAGGCUGCUCUGGAUACCAAGAUCCCGGACAUGAUUACUUCUUCACGGAGAGUGGAGAUGGUGCUUUGGUCUUGAAGGUCCCUGGUUCACCCUCUUCCUCUGGAUGCGUAACAACCCCAAACACCAAAUUCUGUCGGACAGAGCUUCGAGAGCAGAAUCCGUCCAGCUGGGACCCAAGAGCCGCAAAAAACCGACUGAGUGCUACGGUCUCUGUGCCCAAGCCUGAUAAUAGCAAGCACGGCACAGUCGUUGGCCAGAUCCACAUGGAUGCAAGCGUAUCAAGCUUCCCAGUGGCAAAACUGUACUAUAAAUCCAACGGUGACAUCUCAAUCGGGGUGCAUAAAUCGCGUUCAGGCGGCACUGAAUACUACACCUCAAUUGGAAAUAUUCCUGUGGGCAAGACGUUCAGCUACGAAAUUCGAUAUGAAAAUAGUACCCUAUCCCUCGGUAUCAAUGGUGGUGCUUUGAAGGAAGUGAGUUUGGGCAAUUUAAACCCACCCUCGAGUUAUUUUAAGGCCGGAAACUAUAACCAGGGAGAUACUCCGUCAGAAGUGCAUUUCUUCGAAAUUUCUGUGCAGCAUUGA
Messenger RNA from Penicillium canariense, 777 nucleotides. RefSeq names its product polysaccharide lyase family 7 protein. The transcript has a single exon. NCBI's taxonomy places the organism in Eukaryota, Fungi, Ascomycota, Eurotiomycetes, Eurotiales, Aspergillaceae. The record is from RefSeq and is a predicted model, not a curated record. The coding region runs from base 1 to 777 and encodes 258 amino acids.